Messenger RNA from Cladophialophora bantiana CBS 173.52, 1470 nucleotides. RefSeq lists its product as uncharacterized. The transcript is spliced from 3 exons. Gene Ontology annotation, molecular function: aspartic-type endopeptidase activity. NCBI's taxonomy places the organism in Eukaryota, Fungi, Ascomycota, Eurotiomycetes, Chaetothyriales, Herpotrichiellaceae. The coding region runs from base 1 to 1470 and encodes 489 amino acids. Gene Ontology annotation, biological process: proteolysis. The record is from RefSeq and is a predicted model, not a curated record.
AUGCAUCGUCGUUGGUUAUCAUUGCCUUUGCUCUCUAGCUGUGUUUCUGCAUUCUAUCCCUACCAUGCUGGCGAUGAAGGAAAUGAGAACAGCAAGAGAUUCAUCCCGUUGGAUCUUGAGCCCCCGCGUGCGGAUGACUCGGGUGUGGUGGCCAUCGACAUCAAGAAGGCAAUAAUGAAAAGGAAUAAUAUGUUCCCGGUUGUGAACUCCUCCGCCCCCAAUGUCCCUAACGCCAUGGCGAUUAACGAAGACGGCGACGACUAUACCUACUUCUCCACGGUGAAAUUUGGUUCCAAGGGUCAAGAGAUGUACAUGUUGAUCGACAGCGGGUCAGCCAAUACCUGGGUCAUGGGCUCAAAUUGCAAAUCCAAUGCCUGUCAAAUACACAAUACGUACGGCAGUGAAGACUCGAGCACAAUCCAGACGACCACUCAAGCUUGGAGUAUGACUUAUGGCACAGGGGAAGUUGAGGGAGUGGUAGUCAAAGACACGGUGCAUUUGGCGAACUACACCAUUGAGAUGGGUUUCGGCCUCGCCUCCUCAGCGUCAGAUGAUUUCAACAAUUAUCCUAUGGACGGCAUCUUGGGGCUCGGACGACCCGCCUCGGACGCGCUGGGCACGCCGACUGUCAUGCAGGUGUUAAAGGACAAAGCCCAUUUGUCCGCAAAUAUUUUGGGAAUCCACCUACAGCGAAGCUCUGACGGGACCAAAGAUGGCCAGAUUACGUUUGGCGGGAUUGACUCCUCCAAAUUCAACGGCAAACUGUCAUACACCAAAACAAUCAACGACAACAGCUGGCAAUUGCUGCGAGCGACGCAGGCGUGGACAGCAAAUCAGUCGGCUUCCAACGCUCUGCACCAGCUGAUCCCUGGCAGUUCUCAAAACGGAGAAAUCUACACGGUACCUUGUUCCUCUUCGGCCAAUGUUUAUUUCACGAUCUCCGGUGUGAAGUACUCGGUUUCUCCUCAGGACUACAUUGGCAAGCAAAGCGGCAGUAGUGGGAGCUGCCAGAGUAACAUUAUCGGGCACCAGGCAUUUGGGCCGGACGACUGGAUUUUGGGUGACGUAUUUCUCAAAAACGUUUACACGGUCUUGGACUUUGACAAUGCGAAAAUUGGAUUUGGCACGAAAUCUGGAGUGGCUCCGGGCGGUGACAACACUGUGACCACCUCCGCCUUGAUGUCGUCCGCAACAAGCAGUCCUAUAUCGAGCAUGUCACCCGCACCGACCACCAGCUCUAGCACAGCUUCCAGACCGCAAACGACAAUGUCGACAUCCACGACAUCAAAACCAAACGCCUCAUCCACUGGCGCCGCUGCCACGUCGACGUCCACGGGAGCAGGCGACAGCAGCCCCUUUGGAGAGUCGAGCGACUCGAAUUCAUCCUCCUCCUCGGCAGAGGUCGUCGCGAGGCCCAGCCUUCUCCUGCCGCUAAUGGCAAUCGCAUUCUUGGUGGGACUUAUUUUGUAA